This is a messenger RNA of Schistosoma haematobium, 1349 nucleotides long. RefSeq lists its product as uncharacterized. Lineage: Eukaryota; Metazoa; Platyhelminthes; Trematoda; Strigeidida; Schistosomatidae. The transcript has 10 exons. Bases 465 to 1124 code for a protein of 219 amino acids. The record is from RefSeq and is a predicted model, not a curated record.
AACACACGAAGUUAUUGUAUGUACUAUAUGAAUUUCAGUCUGAUUCAACGAGAUAACAUUGUUUUCUUCAUAUCAACCAUUUCAGAUAUACUUCUCUAUCUAGUCUAUUGAUACCGGUCAUCGUGCUUUCCAAAUUCUGCGACUGUCAGGAUAUCUGCGAAAACCCUGAAUUAGCGAAAUAUGAAAAUGUGAUUUCAGAAAACGGUUCGUAUAAAUAUGUAAGUAUACAGUCAGAUUCUAAUGCACAUACACAGUCUCAUUAUCAUUACUCACGAACAAUACGUCACAAUCAGCCGUAUCCAGUUGUUAGUGACAGUUUUAAAAAAAUUAGUACUGAUCAGAAUGUUACACCGAAAUUUUCGUUUAAAUUUUACGGUAAUAACGUCACUAGAUUUGAGAUUUCUCGUGAUGGCUACAUAAGAGUAUUCACAGAAAAAGACAUCGGAGUGAUACAUAAUACUAUUAUGAGCAAACUUUAUCGUGAAUGUGAGAUGGUAGACAACAAUGAUUUCAUUGCUGUCAAUUGGUAUUUUCGGAUGCUUCAUGACGGUACAACUCCUAUAUCCAAGAUAACUAGUGUGAUACAUUCCGGUGGGAAGAUAUCCCUCUAUUAUGAGAACAUCCCCACGGAUAAAGAGGAAAGUCCACUGACCUCCACUAUUCAAUUUGUAAUUCACUGCGGAAAAACGUUGGAAGAUGAGAUAUUAACUCAAAUAAUAACUCCUCCACAAUGGAUAACAAGCGACACGUUAGCGGAGUUUGAACCUAUCGAGAAUGUGAGAAAACCUGAAAUAACAACUCCUGCAGGAUGGAUGACAAGUGACACGUCAGUGGAGCCUAUACCUAUCGAGAUAAGUUGUUCAAAACACGAUUCCAUUGAAAAAUGCCAAAAUGCGACAACAUCAAGUGUGAAAUGUAUCUGGUAUGAAAAAGCUCAUAUAUGCAUUAACAGCGAUGAUAAUGAUGUUAAAGACACCACUUCAGAAAUAAAUGGAGACAGUAAACAUGAUGACACACCUCGUUACUUGUAUAUCGUGAUACCAGUAGUCGUCGUCGUCGCUUUCUGUGUCAUAUGCAUCGGUUGUGCUAUUUGGAUGUAUAAGAGAAAGAAGAGUAAUCCAUGAUUUACAGUUAUGUCUUAUCGUUUGUUUUUAUUAUUUUGAUCGAGUUGUUUUAUUCUGUAUUUCAUCCGGAAACUUCUUUAUAUUCUGUUAACCGUUUCAAUUAUUUGAACAAGUUUUAUACCAUUUUCUGUUUAUUAACGUAUCGACUGAAGUCAUUCUGGUGAUUAAAUAACUGAAAUAUUUACGUGAAUUUAUUUUUCAUUGAAUAAAAGCUGAAUUAUAUUA